Molecule: messenger RNA, 2342 nt
Organism: Gossypium raimondii (Peruvian cotton)
Lineage: Eukaryota; Viridiplantae; Streptophyta; Magnoliopsida; Malvales; Malvaceae
Product: protein CHUP1, chloroplastic
Exons: 4
Coding region: 473-2245 (590 amino acids)
Biological process (GO): chloroplast organization
Cellular component (GO): chloroplast outer membrane
Source: RefSeq, a predicted model, not a curated record
CUUAAUGCGUUUUGAGGAUCUUUCUUUAAUAGCAAAGUCGUUUCUGAAUGGGUUUCUCUUAUUUGCUUAAUUCUUACGUUCACUAUUCCUUGUCUGUUAAUCUAAGAUGGGUUAAACAACUGUUUUUGGGUUUUGCCUUUUGAGCUUAUAUGAUCUGUAGGUGUUUAAUAUUAGCAUGUUUGAAUUAUGAUAGUCAGUCUUUUUCUUUUUUCCUUCUCUCUUUGGUUGUCCAUCUUUCUAUUUCUGAACAUGCAAUUUUUUUCUUGUUACCUUUUAGAUUUUUCUUUUUAUAAAAUGGAUCGUCUGAGUUUUUUGUUUGCCUAACUUGGUUAUCAUCAAUAACGUGCUCUUCUUUUGUUGUUUUCUUCUGAUUAUGAGUUUUUUUUUCACCAUGUGGAUGGAAGUUGAUGACGAAGGGGACUUUAUAAUCUCGCUUUGUCUGAAUCACUGAAUGAAAAUUCGUGGAAAUUAAAUGCUGUUGGUUGUGAUGUCAAGAGAAAAGAGCGUUUUAAGGGCUCUUUUAUUGAAACUUGGGAUUGUUGUUGCUAUCUCUUCUGCUGGUUUUGUAUAUUCUAGACUUAGAGCAAGAAUGACCAAACCGUAUUUGCCUCCACCUUCAUCACUGCCUGUUUCAGGUUGUUGCAGUGAGGUUGAUUCAAGAGGAAUCGAUCAGGCUAAAGACUAUGUUCCGGACUUAAGGUCGGCCGCAGCUUCUGGUCCUGAAGAAACAUCGGCGCAAGGAGCUUCUGUUGGUCUUUCUUCAAGCGCUAGACAUGGCAGAGAUGUGCUUCUCUUGCAAGAGUUUAAUGAUCUUGUUGAGGAAUUUGACACUUCUAGAGCAUUUAGAACUGCUGGAAAGGAUGGUUAUGAGCAAGAGAUCAAGCACCUUAGAAAUAUGGUAAGGGUGCUUAGGGAGAGGGAGCAGAAUCUCGAGGUCCAGCUGCUGGAAUAUUAUGGCCUUAAAGAACAAGAAUCAGCAGUUGAGGAGCUCAAAAACCAGUUGAAGAUAAACAAUAUGGAGACCAAGCUUUUCACUCUCAAGAUUGCGUCCUUACAGUCGGAAAACCAAAGAUUAGAAAAACAAGUUGCUGAUCAUGAAAAAGUCGUAGCCGAGCUUCAGGCUGCUAAAUCUAGAAUUAAGGUGCUUAAAAAGAAACUUCGGCAUGAGGUUGAGCAGAAUAGAGAGCAGAUUCUAAGUGUUCAAAAGAGGGUGGCUAGAUUACAAGAGCAAGAAGUCGAGGCUUCUGCGGAUAAUCACGAUGCUAAAUCAAAGUUAGGAAGUUUAAAGGUUUUGGAAGGUGAGGCAGCAGAGUUGAGGCAAUCUAAUGCGAGAUUACAGAUAGAAAAUUCGGAACUGGCUCGGAAGUUGGAGUCAACCCAAAUCCUAGCGAAUUCUGUUUUGGAGAAUCCUGAGGCAGAAGCAUUAAACAAAAUACGCGAGUGUUUGAUGCUAGAAAACGAAGACUUGAAGAAGCGAAUGGAACAGCUCCAGGAAGAUAGAUGCGCCGAUGCUGAAGAACUAGUGUAUCUCCGAUGGAUAAACGCUUGCUUGCGGUAUGAGCUGAGAAAUUUUACACCCAUUCCUGGUAAAACAGUUGCUAAAGACCUAAACAAAAGCUUAAGCCAUAAGUCGGAGGAGAAAGCCAAACAACUAAUACUUGAAUACGCUCGCGCUGAAGGAAUGGAUAGCAUGGAUUUUGAUUGUGAUCAAUGGUCCUGCUCCCAAGCCUUCUAUAGUACCGACAACGGAGAAGCAGAUAAUUUUUCAUUCGGGAAUUCAUCCGCUAAGAAAACCCCGAAUUCAAGAAGGAUUAAGUUUUUCAAGAACCUCAGGAGAUUAAUACUGGGAAAGGACGUUCAUAGUCAGAGCCAGGCUUCAUCAACGAGCAAAACCGAUAAUCCCGAAGACUUCGAUUCAUCAACCUGGAGUUCAGGUAGAGGGAAUGAUUUCGUAAACAUGCUACAAAGCAAUAGUGAUAGGUUCACAACUCCACCUCAGAGUUCACCUUCAACCUUUUUGGAUGUUGAUCAAAUCAAAGACACAGAGAAGCUCCGAAGAAACAGCGACUGCGGUCCUUACGGAUAUAGAAAACACAACAUUGCAGGCAGGGAAGAUACUUUGGACUCUCCUCUUGAUCGAGCUUCCUAUUCUCAUCGGAAAUCUGACGUUAUGAAGUUUGCAGAAGCAUUAAAACAGUCGGGAACAGGAGCAGAAAAGCCUCAGAGAGCAGCAGGCAUUAUAUAAUUAUUAGUUUGACACAAUACUGAGUAUGUACUCCGAAUCCACACGUUUCUCCACAUUUUGUAUCUUUGUACUAUUAAUUGAAUUUAUCUUUCUCAAA